Molecule: messenger RNA, 2639 nt
Organism: Dioscorea cayenensis subsp. rotundata (Guinea yam)
Lineage: Eukaryota; Viridiplantae; Streptophyta; Magnoliopsida; Dioscoreales; Dioscoreaceae
Product: pentatricopeptide repeat-containing protein At2g22410, mitochondrial
Exons: 4
Coding region: 27-1988 (653 amino acids)
Biological process (GO): RNA modification
Molecular function (GO): protein binding; RNA binding
Source: RefSeq, a predicted model, not a curated record
GAACCUCCAACUCCGUCCAUGUCCGCAUGCUGUCAUCCACCACUCACCGCGCUCUCAACCUCCUCCCAAACUGUCAAUCAUCCCUUGUCCACAAUCAAAAUCUCAUCUUUCAUCCUCCCCACGCCUCCCUCCUCCUCUCCCUCCUCGAUAGAUGCAGCUCUCUUCGGCACCUCAAGCAAAUUCACGCUCAAAUGAUCCUUUCCAACCUCAUCUCCUCUCCAUUCGCCGCCGGACGCCUUGUCGCCUUCUGCGCCCUCUCGGACACCCCUGCCCUUCCUUACUGCGUCGCUGUCCUUCGCAACCUCUGUAAUCCCAAUACAUUCUCUUGGAACGUCGCCAUUCGUGGCUACUCCGACAGUGACGAUCCGAAAGAAUCCAUCUUUUUGUACAAAGACAUGCUGAGAAGCAGCACCCGGCCAGAUAACCGCACCUUUCCGUUCUUGUUCAAGGCUUGCUCUAAAAUAUCGGGAUGCUUUCUGACGGGGAAUGCGGUUUUGGGGCAUGUUGUGCAGCUGGGUUUGAUCUCUGAUGUGUUUAUUUUCAAUGCUGCACUUCACAUGUUUGCUGUUUGUGGUGGGCUGGUGAAUGCCCGCAAGCUGUUCGAUGGAAGUGGUGUGAGAGAUCUUGUCUCUUGGAAUACACUGAUAAAUGCUUAUGUUCAGUGUGGGAAGCCUCAAGAAGGAUUGGGUCUCUUUCGGGAGAUGGAGGUGGGAGGUGUUAGGCCUGAUGAAGUUACAAUGAUUGGAUUGGUUUCAUGUUGCUCGCAGUUGCAGGAUUUAGAGCUUGGUCGGAAUUUUCAUCGAUAUGUUGAAGAAAAUGAGUUGGAAUUUACUGUCCCUCUGACCAAUGCUCUGAUGGAUAUGUAUAUCAAGUGUGAAAGUUUAAAGCCAGCAGAAAAUUUAUUUCAUGGUAUGAAGAAGAGGACAGCCAUCUCGUGGACCACAAUGAUUGUGGGAUAUGCUAAAUUUGGUUUGUUAGAUAAGGCUCGAAAGGUCUUUGAUGAGAUGCCAGAGAAAGAUGUUAUCCCAUGGAAUGCAUUGAUAGCCGGGUAUGUUCAGUGUAGACGAGGUAAAGAGGCUUUGGCUUUGUUUCAUGAGAUGCAAACUUCAGAUGUAAAGCCAAAUGAGGUCACCAUGGUUAGUCUUUUAUCUGCUUGCACUCAACUUGGAGCUCUAGAUAUGGGCUUGUGGAUUCAUCGUUACAUUGAGAAACAAAACUUCUCCUUGAAUGUUGCUCUUGGCACUGCUUUGGUGGACAUGUAUGCGAAAUGUGGUAAAAUUAAGAAAUCACUUCAGGUCUUUGAGGAGAUUCCUGAAAGAAAUGCGCUAACGUGGACCUCUAUUAUUUGUGGUUUAGCAAGUCAUGGAUGUGCAAGAGACGCUAUAGAACAUUUCCAUAGCAUGACAGAAAUCGGUUUAGUGCCAGAUGAUGUUACCUUUUUAGGUGUCUUAUCAGCUUGUUGCCAUGCUGGUUUGGUUGAUGAAGGACGGAAGUAUUUUGCUCAAAUGAGCUCAGUAUAUAAGCUGCCACCCAGAAUUAAGCAUUAUUCUUGCAUGGUGGACCUGUUAGGCAGAGCUGGUCUCUUGAAUGAGGCACUAGAGGUGGUAAGAACCAUGCAUAUCGAGCCUGAUGCCGUGGUAUGGGGUGCUUUAUUCUUUGCUUGCAGAAUUCAUAGAAAUGUUUCUGUGGGUGAGUAUGCAGCCGCAAGAUUGCUUGAAUUGGAUCCACAUGACAGCGGAAUAUAUGUUUUGCUAGCAAACAUGUAUGCGGAGGCAAACAUGAGGGAUGAAUCUGAUAAGGUGUGGGAGUUGAUGAAACAGAAGGGGGUAGAGAAAACUCCUGGUUGUAGUUUGAUAGAGGUGGAUGGCAUGGUUCAUGAAUUCAUAGUAAGGGAUAAAUCACAUCAAGAGUGCAAAGAGAUUUAUGCAUGUUUGACACAAUUGACUAAACAAAUAAAUUGUGAUAGAACUAUGGCUGACCUUUACUAAAUUGAUUGUUAUUAAGUAGUUAUCUUCUUUGUGGGAAACUAUGGAUGGUAGCAAAACUUGUGAGUAUAAUGCCAAGUCAUUGCAUAUCAUUUGGAGGGGAAUAGUGGAUUGAGUCAUUGGCAUCACACAUCCAUUCAGAAAAGCUGUUUCCUCUGGGAAUCUUCUGCAAAAGAUUACUUAACCCUGCUCCAGUGCUACAUCAUGGGGAGGCCUGGUCAGUCAUACAGUAAAUAGAAAGGCUUGCCAUGAAAUGACAUUUUGGCAUAACUGAGAUUAUUGGUGGUUUUCCUUUCAUUCCGAACAUGAUGCAAGUUAUGUGAAGAGGGAUUGAGAACUUCAGAAACCAUCUUGCAAGUGCAUUCAGGUCUACAGAUGUAAAUCUUUAUUCCACUCUAUUUAUUGCUAGGGUGUGAUGCAGAUCAUGGUUGAUGACAAAAGCCCAAGAAUGAACACAGUGAAAUCAAUUAUAAAUGGAUUCAUAAUCCAUUUGAUCUGACAUUUAUCAGUCUUUUAUAUUUUGGUGAAGAAUUUGUUAGAUGUCUCAAUCUGAUGCCAUUUUAAUUUUGACCAAGAAAGUUUACAGGGAGAUUAUCUAUCAGCCAUGCAAGAAAAUACAUGAUCAGAAUCAGAAAAACAAGGGGCUUGUGGAAA